Micromonas pusilla CCMP1545 is the source of this 2862-nucleotide messenger RNA. It is a transcript of the gene NEK1-like, whose product is annotated as protein kinase. The coding region runs from base 189 to 2786 and encodes 865 amino acids. The record is from RefSeq and is a predicted model, not a curated record. Gene Ontology annotation, biological process: protein phosphorylation. NCBI's taxonomy places the organism in Eukaryota, Viridiplantae, Chlorophyta, Mamiellophyceae, Mamiellales, Mamiellaceae. Gene Ontology annotation, molecular function: protein kinase activity; ATP binding. The transcript is spliced from 6 exons.
CGCGGCCGCGUCGUUCGCGCGCCGCCGCCGUCGUCGUCGUCGUCGUCGAGGUGAAUCGUGGUCCCGCGGCGCGCGCGCGACCGACCGAUCGACCGAUCGCGCUCCCGACGCCGCCCGCCGACGUCGAACCGCCGACAUCGGCCGGCGCGAACGCUCUCAUCAGCGUCGGUGAGUCGUCGUCGGUCAUCAUGGACAAGUACGCGCGCGUAAAGACGCUCGGGAAGGGCUCGUUCGGGGCUGCGAUCCUCGUGACAUCGCGCGCCGAUCCGUCUGAAAAAUUCGUCGUCAAGGAGGUGGACGUGUCGCGGAUGCCGCGAGACGAGCGCGAGGCGGCGCGGCUGGAGGCGCAGCUCCUCGCGGCGCUGCACCACCCGAACAUCGUGACGUGCCACGAGUCGUUCACGGACCGCGGCAAGCUGUGCAUCGUCAUGGAUUACUGCGAGCGAGGCGACCUCUACCAGCUCCUCAAGGCGCAGCGCGGCGCGCCGCUGCCCGAGCGCCGCGUCGUGGACAUGUUCACGCAGCUGCUCCUCGGGCUGAAACACGUCCACGACCGCAAGGUGCUUCACAGGGAUCUGAAGACGCAAAACGUCUUCGUCGCCGCGGACGGGACGCUGCGACUGGGGGACUUUGGCGUGAGCAAGGUGCUGUCGUGCACGACCGCGCUCGCGUCCACCGCGGUGGGGACGCCGUACUAUCUGUCCCCGGAGAUUUGCGAGAACAAGCCGUACGACCACAAGAGCGACGUGUGGAGUUUAGGAUGCGUCCUCUACGAGAUGCUCACGCUGACGCAUCCGUUUGAAGGCGCGUCGCUGAAGCUUCUCAUCCUCAAGAUCAUCCGCGGGAAGUACCCGCCGGUGAGCGCGCGGUACGGCAAGGCGCUCAGGGACGUCCUGGACGCGAUGUUGUCGAAGAACCCCGCGAAGAGACCGGGGGUGAACGACAUCCUUAAAAAAGCGCCGUUUAAGGACGCGGCGAAGAGGCUCUUGGAGAAAAAGACGCACGAGGAUGAGUUUUCGCACACGGUGAUCCACGCGCCGAGGCGAGGCGCGGGCGGCGCCGGGGCCGGCGGCGGGAUGCGCGCGCUGCAGAGGGACGGGCGGCUGAGUCCGCCGCGGCGACGGGAGGAGGAGGCGAAGGCGUCGAAAGACCCGUCUCCGCCCUCGGCGUUUGCGGCGCCCGCGGCGUUUGCGGCGGCGGCGGCGGCGCGUCGGAAGCCGCCGCCGGCGGCUGUCUCGCCGCCGGUCAUCGCCGUCGUGGGACAGCCCGCGCCGGUCAAGCGAUCGAGUCCACCGAGAAGAGCGGCGCCGAUCGACGUCCUCGCCGAACGCAGAGCCGCGAGAGCCGCGGAGGAGGCGGCGAGACGACGGAGAGAGGCGGAUGAGAUUCGAGCGAAACGGCUCGCGGAGGCGGAGGAGCGCAGACGCCGUCUGGAAGCUCGAGAGAAGCGCGAGGUCGCCGCGCGCGUCGCCGCGGAAGAGAAGCGCGCGCAGGAGCGCCUUCGCGCGGAGAAGGCGCGCGCGGAAGCGCGCGAGGAGGCGCGAAGAGAGUUUAAGCAACGCCAGGCUGAGGCGCGCGCGAACGCCGCCGCCGUCGCGCGGUCCGAGCGCGGAAGCCUCGACCCGGAGGCGCCCGCGUGCGAAAUUUACGUCAAGGAGUCGCCGCUGAUUCAGCAGAUGCGCGACGCGCAGCGCAAGCAUCUCGAGCGCGCGCGCAAGCAGGAGGAGAGGCGGGCGCGGACGCCGCCGGCGGCGCAGCCGCGGGCGCUCCCGGGCGCGGGAGGAGGACCGGGACCGGGACAAGGACCGGGAUCGAACGCGAACGCGAACGCCCACGCGAACGCCGGAGGUGAUGCCGCGCGCCCCGAAUGGAAUUUCGGCGAGAUCGCGCUCCCGCCGCCGGAUCCCCGGAUCCCUCGCGGCGUCGCGAGCGCGAUGUACCGAGACGUCGGCACCGCGGAGCGCCGCGCGGUGUUUCUCGAGAACCGCGCCGCGGCGGAGCGAAACCGAAUGCGCGCGGAGCGUGAAGCGCGAGGCGAGCCGCCCGUCGAGGACGUCGUCGACGAGGCGGCGACGGCGCGACGCCUUCCGCCGCCGCGUCCGUCUAAGGAGGAGGCGCGGAGGAAGGCGUUCUGGGACGGCCGCCGCGCCGCGGAGCGCAACCGCCGCCGCGCGGAGGAAAACGAAAACGAGCGGUCCACGGAGGGACACGUCAGCGUUAUCGAACGACACGUCAGCGCUGACGCGUAUCUGGGCGCGUCGACGGCGACGCCGGAGGACAUCGCGGCCGCGGCGGGCGUCGUCGGGCCGAGAGACGACGACGACGCGGAGAGAAGGCUUCGGAUGAUGACGCCGUCGACGCCGCCGCCGCCGCCGGAGCGCGGCGGCGGCGGCGGCGGCGACGCCCCGGCGGCUCUGGAGCGCUCGCUCGACGCCUCGAGCGCGUUCUUUCCCCCGGACUCCCCGCCGUCGACGGUCUUCGCGGAGGGCGGCGACGUUGUCGUUCACGACGUUGACGACGCCGCGACGGUUGACGUUCCGUCUUCCGCGUCGUUGCCCUCGCGGAUCGAACACCUGCGCGCGCAUUUGCAAGACGUCCUCGGAGAGAGUAAAUUCGUUCGCGCGUACCGAGCCUUGGACGAACUCGACGAAAGCCAGGAAGAAACGGAGACCGUGGAGACGUUACUUCACGUCAUGGGCGCGGAUAUAAACUACCUCAGUCUGAUACAUCAGCUCCUCGUGUGCGAGGACUCGCUGCACGCGGCGAACGCGGAGGAGGCGUGUUGAGUAGUGGAGUCCGGUAGAGCUGGCCGACGACUUACGCUAAGGUAAACCUUAAUUAAGAUGGAAGACUCGCUCUUUC